CGCAACUGUGAAAGGUCAGAGCGUCGUCCUGCGCGUGCACGGGAAAAUGACAACAUUACGGGCUUUCACGUGCGAUGAUCUUUUUAAAUUCAACAAUAUUAACCUGGACCCAUUGACUGAGACUUAUGGCAUUCCCUUUUACCUGCAGUAUUUGGCUCACUGGCCGGAGUAUUUCAUCGUAGCAGAAGCUCCGGGCGGUGAACUGAUGGGAUACAUCAUGGGCAAGGCAGAAGGGUCAGUCGCUAGGGAAGAGUGGCACGGGCAUGUGACGGCUCUCUCUGUGGCACCAGAGUUUAGACGACUGGGACUGGCUGCCAAACUCAUGGAGAUGUUGGAGGAGAUCUCGGAAAGAAAGGGAGGAUUCUUUGUUGAUCUCUUCGUGCGAGUGUCCAAUCAAGUCGCAGUGAAAAUGUACAAACAGCUCGGCUACAGCGUAUACAGAACAGUGAUAGAAUAUUACUCAGCCAGCAACGGAGAGCCAGAUGAAGACGCUUACGAUAUGAGGAAGGCUUUAUCCAGAGACACGGAGAAGAAAUCCAUAAUCCCGCUUCCUCAUCCUGUCCGGCCAGAAGAUAUUGAAUAACACUGAAAUGUGGCUCUCUGAAUUCAUCAGCAUCUAACCAGGAAAAUAGAGAUUUUUUUUUUUUACAGAUUUAUUUCAAACUGUGUUUAUAGAUCAUUUCAUUGUCAGAGAGUCACUGCUUUGAAUGGCUUUCUUUAAAUUGUUGUCUUUAUUUGAUUAGUAAUGCUGAAAUGCAAUGACUUUAAAAUUAUAGUUACAUUAAAUAAAGGUCAAAGUCAAAACUUG
Messenger RNA from Xyrauchen texanus (razorback sucker), 808 nucleotides. RefSeq names its product N-alpha-acetyltransferase 20, NatB catalytic subunit (gene naa20). Gene Ontology annotation, cellular component: NatB complex. Bases 47 to 583 code for a protein of 178 amino acids. The record is from RefSeq and is a predicted model, not a curated record. NCBI's taxonomy places the organism in Eukaryota, Metazoa, Chordata, Actinopteri, Cypriniformes, Catostomidae. The transcript has 6 exons. Gene Ontology annotation, biological process: N-terminal peptidyl-methionine acetylation. Gene Ontology annotation, molecular function: protein-N-terminal amino-acid acetyltransferase activity.